AUGGCUAGAAUCAAGGUAUUUUUGUCAAUCUUAUUCGUGACUGCUGCAACAGUUAGUGAUUGCAGCGCAGCUACUCAAAAGAAUGUGUUAUUUAUCGUUGCUGAUGAUUUGAGACCAGAGUUGCCGGCGUUUAAAGGGUCCGAUACUAUCGUUAAAACUCCCAACCUGGAUAAAUUGGCAGCUAAAAGUUUGGUAUUGAAAUCAGCUUAUGUUCAACAAAGUGUUUGUGGGCCAAGUCGUACGUCAGCUUUGACAAGCAGAAGACCAGACACAACUCUUGUAUAUGAUCUGGACACAUACUGGAGAACUGAUGGUGGUGGUGAUUUUUCAACCAUACCCCAAUACUUUAAAGACAACGGUUAUCGUACUGCUGGACUUGGAAAACUGUUCCAUCCUGGAUCAGCUUCUGGUUUUGAUGACCCUCCAUCUUGGUCAGAUACUUACUUCCAUGCACCUAACAAACGUAAAUGGGUCAUAGAUGACAGCUGGCAGUCUGUUACUGCAGCUGAAGAACUUGCUCAACCUCUUCCGGACACUCAACUAGCAGACGAAGCUAUUAUCAAGCUUGCUGAUAUGUCGACCGAUGCUUUAUCUGGAGUUCAGCCAUUUUUCUUGUCGCUUGGAUUUUAUAAACCCCAUCUGCCGUUCGUGUUUCCCGAAGAUUAUCUGAAUUGGUAUCCUGAAGUAGAUGUCAGUCUUCCAGAUAACCCAUAUGCUCCCGUAGAUAUGCCUGAUGCAGCUUGGGAGGUUUACUCAGAAUUGUUAAAUUAUGAUGAUAUCACAGGAACUGGUGCCAUCAAUACUACUCUACCAGAUGCCAAAACAUUGGAGCUUCGACGGGCCUACUACGCGACGAUCUCUUACGUGGACGCCCAGGUAGGACGCGUACUGGAUGAACUGGAGCGACUUGGCUUGGAGAAUGAUACAAUAAUAGCCUUUUGGGGAGAUCAUGGUUUUAGUUUGGGCGAACAUGGCGAAUGGUGUAAGAAAACUAAUUUUGAAGAUGCCGUGAAGGCUCCGCUUAUGCUCCGUGUUCCUGGAGACACUGAUGCCGGUGUAGUUUCUGAAAGGCUGGUGGAAUUCGUAGAUCUUUUCCCUUCAAUUGUCGAAGCAGCUAGCCUGAACCAAAUUGCUCAAUGUCCAACCGAUUCAUCACUUGUCGCAGUCUGUACUGAAGGUACAAGUUUCAUUCCAUUGAUAUCCGAUCCAACUAGAGCUUGGAAAGAUGCAGCUUUCUCCCAGAAUUCUGCAACCACCAAUGGCAUCAAUGCCAUGGGGUACACCAUCAAGACAACUGAUUUCAGAUACACAGAAUGGGUAAAAUUUAAUAAACGUACACACACCAUGAACUGGAACAAGGUUUACGAUGUAGAAUUGUAUGAUCACCGUAUUGAUCCUGAAGAAAAUAUAAACAGAGCUAGUGACAGUACCUAUGCUGCUGAUAUAACCACUCUGAGUAACAUACUUCAUAAUGGUUGGAGAAACGCUGUUCCUUAA
Lottia gigantea (owl limpet) is the source of this 1497-nucleotide messenger RNA. RefSeq lists its product as hypothetical. NCBI's taxonomy places the organism in Eukaryota, Metazoa, Mollusca, Gastropoda, Lottiidae. The transcript has a single exon. Gene Ontology annotation, molecular function: iduronate-2-sulfatase activity. The record is from RefSeq and is a predicted model, not a curated record. The coding region runs from base 1 to 1497 and encodes 498 amino acids.